AUGUAUCCUUCCUCUAACGUGAGUAAUCUAAACCCUAAUUCUCGUUUGAAAAACAGAAACAUAAGGAGAAUGGAGAGUAACCUCCACUGGGAUGUGAUUCAUGAAAUUCUGUUGAGGUUACCUGUGAAGUCACUGGUUCGUUUCAAGUGUGUCUGCAAAUCAUGGCAUUCUCUCAUCUCUGACUCUCACUUUGCAAAAUCCCAUUACGAGCUAUCUGCCGCACCCACUCACAAGCUUCUCCAGAUAACAUGUGUUGGUUACAAAGCUCGAUCCUUCGAUGUUGAUGCAUCGCUUCAGGAUGAUUCUUUCGUUGUAAGCCUCGUUCCCCCACUUCCAAAACUAGUUAAAAGCCUCGUUCCCCCACUUCCAAAACUAGUUGAAUAUUAUGCUUUGAUUUGGGGUUCAUGCAGAGGGUUUGUCCUUAUAGAAAAUGAACUGGCUUCCAUGGAGCGACCGCAUUUAACAGAAGAAUAUCAAAAUCUUUAUAUUUGGAACCCAUCAACUGGUUUCCACAGAGACAUGUCAUACUCUGAAAUGGGGCAAGAAUGUCAAAAUGCAGAGUCAGCAGAGAGACUCCUAAUUGGUUUUGGAUAUGACCCAUCCGCGGAUGAUUAUUUGGUAGUUAUGCUAUGGCCUAAGUAUGACUCUCAUAUAGAAACCCGUUUGGUGCUUUUCUCUUUGAGAACCAAUUCAUUGAAAGAAAUGCAGGGGCCCUAUAUUCCCUACUAUCAUAUUGAUAAUCCAUCAUUUUUCUGUAAUGAUGCUAUUCAUUGGUUGGCUUAUGAUGAAAAUUUCUUAGCUACAGUAAUUCUUGCAUUUGAUUUGAUAAAAAAGAAUUUUUAUGAGAUAUCUUUGCCAGAUGGUGAAGAAUAUAAAGUGCAGUCAUCUUGGACUAUGCUUGAAAUUCCUAGGUACCUUUCCGUUGUAUGCAUGGCCAAAGGUGGUGAACUUGUUGCAUUAAGUUUUGAUGCAGAAUUCAUGAAAUUUAAUGACAAAGGAGAAUUGCUAGCACGUUGUGAAUAUGAUUCCGAUGGUCAGAGUCGAUUUAAAGUAGCUGCGUAUACAGAGAGUCUUCUUUCACUCCCUGGGAACUAUGAUGGAAGCAUGGAAAAACCAUCAACUGAAGCAGAUCAGAAGAAGGAAGGCCUAAAUUGA
Gastrolobium bilobum is the source of this 1155-nucleotide messenger RNA. Its product is annotated as F-box/kelch-repeat protein At3g23880-like. Bases 1 to 1155 code for a protein of 384 amino acids. The transcript is spliced from 2 exons. Gene Ontology annotation, molecular function: protein binding. NCBI's taxonomy places the organism in Eukaryota, Viridiplantae, Streptophyta, Magnoliopsida, Fabales, Fabaceae. The record is from RefSeq and is a predicted model, not a curated record.